CCCAGUUGUGCAAUGGAUUCUUGAACAGCAUGCAGAUGCUGCUGUUUCGCCAUGGGUUUUUGGCGUUGCUUUUGCUGGACCUAUGUGUUGCAUGGGUGGGGCCCAAAUUGGAGGGUCCGGCAGGUGAGCAGCUGAUGGAGUGGAUCCAACACCAAAGGAGUUCGCAGCUCUUUUGCCAACUUAUGAGGCAGAGACAUAGCUGUACGUUGACAGAGACCGGUGGUGUCUACUGUGAGGAACGAGGCGAAUGCCUGAAGAACUGCGCAGCGUGCACUCAGGAGAAGGUAGAGGAGCUUUUGGAGAAGGCAAAGAAGGAUAUUGCAAAGUUGAAGGAGACUGCCUCAGGCCCGAAACCUUUGGCUGUCUUCGUGCUGGGCGCUGUGGCUUCGGGCAAGUCCAGCUUUAUCAAGAAGAAGCUGAGCCAAGAGCUCAAGGUCGCCGACUUCGCCGCCUCCGCCGUGCACGUGAACGCGGACGAGCUGCGCGGCGCAGUGCUGGGCUCCUACGAGGUCUACGCGGCGGUGAGCAGCAACGCGGAGAUGGACCUUGGACCGGUCAACCAGGCGGCGCAGCAGCUCCGGCGGGAGAUCCAGGAGCUCGUUCGCCGAGAGAGGGUGAACUAUUUGGCGGACUCCAUCACGAUGCCCUGGAAGGUGGCAGAAACCUUUCAGGAGUCAUUCACAAUUCAGAUCUUCUACCUGAGCCUACCGGGAGUCACCAAUGAAGCCAAGGCGGAAGAAGGGCAAAAGCGCUUGGAUGCACGUGUUCAGCAGGGCGGGCACAAGUCCAGAUGCUAUCCGGAGCAAAUCCGUAGGAGCCAGGCUUCAGCCGAAGCCUUGGAGAAGGAGAACAUGAAGGUCUCAUGGCUCGAAAGCCGAGAUGGAGACUUCUUUCAAGGAGCGCCUUUGCGGAGUCCGUGCACUGACAUUUGGUGGCCCAGCGGCCUUUCGCCACUGGACCGCGAGCGAGAGGCCAUUGGCUUUCUCAAGCGAAUCUUCCUCAACGAUGGAAGCUCUCAGCCCGUGGAGCUUCCCACGCCCGACUUGCAAGGGGUCCUCCGUUUGGAUCCCGGCUUUUCGGUGACGGUUGAUUCCCAGCGCGGCUUUGUGAAGCAUAUCGCCAUGAAAAAGAAGACCGACACCAACAUAACCUACUUGAACUGUGCCUUGCACCACUUUCCAAACCUCUUGCGCCUGAUCCUGGAUGGCUCUGAGCUGUCAGGCCGCCUAGCAGAGUUGGAGCUGCCACGUCAAACGGAACGCCUCCAUUUGCGUUAUUGCCCCCAGGUGGCUGUCCAGUUGCAGGACCUCAAACGCUUUCAACAGUUGAAGGUCGUGAAGCUGGAGGGAUCCAAUGUCUCGGGAUCUCUGGAAGCCUUGAACUUUACCCAUCUAACGUACGUGGACCUGCGCGGCCAUGUGAAAGGAAACUUGUCCAACCUCGCAUUCUCUUCCAAUCUCAUUGGCUUCUGGGCGCAGUUCACCAAGGUCAGUGGAGACAUCAACGCUUUGGUGCGGAACAAUCUCAAGUUGGAGUAUUUGGACCUGCGCGAGAGCCAGGUUUCAGGCUCUAUCAAUGAUGAGUGGAAGGAGUCUGGGCAGUCCUUGAAGGAGUUGCGUUUAUCUGGCUCUCAGGUGAACUUCCAAAUGAGCGAUCCACCCGUGGGGGACAAGAAACCACAGAUGGCGUUUCCCAAGCUGACCAUCCUGGAUCUGAGCAGGUGUCCUCUCAACAUGGAUGUGUGGAAGUUAUUGCUGCCAUUGUCCUACAAUCAUCAGCUAGUGUGGAUGGUGGCUCGCAAGACGGGUUUGUGGGGUGAAGUGAAGGAUAUGAAGCAAUGGCAGAACUUUCCGCUACAAUUUCAUUUCAAGAUUCUGGACCUCGCCUACAAUCGCAUCGAGAACUUGUCGGGAGAUCCGUUGAGUGGUUGCACUUACAAGUUGCGAGGAAAUCCCUUGAAGGAGAUCAACCCCAAGUAUUUCCAAUGGCCCUCGGGCUUGGAUCUACGUGAUUCGAACUUCACCUACGAUAAGAUCGACAAGGACUUUGACACUUUCCUCCAGGUCGACCAAAAUUCCAUGACCGCGGUGGAUAAGAACCUGGUGGAAGGAUGGGAGUGCCGGGGCGUUCAACCGCGGAGUGGCAAGAGCGGUUGCAAGUUGUGGGUCACCGGCGAGACCUUCGCCCCUGAGCGUUUGUGCCGUUGCUCCGCCGGCUGGGCAGGCCAAGGCACGGUGUGCGACGAGUGCGUUAGACCCCUGGAGCCCGACGCCGGGAGCCGCUGCUGCUUGUGCCCUCCAAACCAAAGGCUUGCAAGGCCUGAGUCCCAGCCGGAUGGAGCUCACCAAUGCUAUCGAUGCCAUGGUAAGGGCUGCCUACACCAGAACUGCGAGAACCGGAACGAUUGCAGCAAAGGCUACAAGGGCACGCUUUGUUCCUACUGCGCGGACGACUACUACUGGUCAGCUGGAAUCUGCAAGGAAUGUCAUGUCAAGCGAAGUCAGGCGAGCUGGGCUCCGCUCAUCGUUCUGAAGUAUCUGGGCCUUGCCUUGUUGGUCGCCUCUCUGACCUUCGUCGUGGUGCACUUCGCCGCACGCAAGGGCGACCCCAAGAGCAAGUUCGAUCAGGGCCUCAGGUCUGCUGAACUCAUGGAGCAGGCACUUCUUUUGUUGACCUUUCUUCAGCUCAUGAAGACGGUGAACUCCGUCAACGCGAUCGAUCACCUCAACGGCGAGGACGAGGGUGAAGACACAGAUCAUGUAGGCUCUGCUCUAUGGAAGGUCAUUCAGCUUCGGAUCGGUGAUGUGCUGGACUAUUGCUUCCGCCCAGAGUGUGACUUGGGCUACAUCGCAGGGCACCAGUUGGAGCGCUUGUCCUCGGCAUUUCUCUUGCCCUUCCUUUGUGUGCUGGUGCUCUCCGCUGGCGCCUGCCGUGGGAGCCCGUUCUAUGCCUUGAGGUUUUGUAUCAUCGUGGUGUCCGCGUUGUUCCCGGGGACCAUCGAGGUCACGCUGUCGAAUUUGAUCUGCAUCGAUGCGGACGAGGGGAAGCUGCCCUUGGAGGAGAUGAGCUUCUUGCGUGGCAUGCCCUUUGUGAAAUGCGACGAUUGGUCGGAGUACCACUACCUGCAGGUGACCAUGCGUUUGGCAGUGUUGGUGAACGCGGUCUUUCUUCCUGGGGCGCUCCUGGCCUUAGGCUGGUCAAUCAACCGACAGGUGGCUCCAUUUUGGUCUUCCUGCAGCUGGCAGAAGCCUUCCUUUGGCCUCGACGCUUCCUUUGAGGCGAUCACGCUGCGCUUCGACGCCUCAGGCGUGAAGCGCGAGGGCCGCGAGUCCUUGGGAGCAGCCUUGUCGCCGCUCCUGUGGACAGAGACGAGCUACUUGCGGAUCUGCAUGGCGUCGCACUUGGCCUGCUUGGCCGAGGCCGUCGCCUCCGCCGAGCCACUCCAGGUUGAGAUGAUGGCUCCCGAAGAUGGCAAGGAGUCCAUGACGUUCACCUGCAGCGCCACGGACCAGUGGCGGCGCCUGACGGUGCAGCAGCAGGAGCACUGCCUCCGAGACGCGCGGAGCUAUGCCAUCGGUCUCAGUGAGACCUUCCUGUAUCGGCAUGUGGCACGGGCAGCACUGAUGGAAGGAAAUCUGGAAAGUCUUUGGCUCGGCGCGCGGAACACCUUCGAGCGCUUCUCUGUGUCCGACCCGUUGCUUUUCGUAGGUCUGAGCCAGGUGGCUGUCGCAGCCAUCACGGCCCUUUGCGUGAAGAAGGACUUGGCCACCUUGGGGACGACCUUCUUGUUGUUGGCCAUCGGACUCUUUCGUGGCAAGCCCUUCGGGAGCCGAUCCAGGAACCAGUUGGGCUUCAUCUGCUACCUCAGCUUGGCUGCUUUCUCCUUUGUGCUUUAUCUCUUUGGAAAGGGAAGACAUACCUGGGCAAUCUUCCUCAUCGUCCCUUUGGGCUUCUUCCUCCAUUUGCAGAUGAUGCAGGGAGACGUGAUGCUGCAGGCCUAUAAGCUCUUGGAAGACCUCCCCAACACCGAGCAGCGCGCGUGGACACGCUCAGCACGCCUCUUCCACGUGACGCCCGUGGUAUGGCACAGCGAGACGACGAAGAGCUGGGUGCGACGCCUCUUCGAGACCUACCGUCACCACGCGAGGACGCUCACCGUGAAGGGAGGAGGUCUCCUCCUUCGCUUGGAGGACCUCCUGCUCCGUGGCCUUCGCCGCCUCCUCUCCGCGAGGUCGCGCAGCGCCCAGCGCCGCGUGCGGCGGUCGCGCCAGCCGCGGCGGGACCCGAGGGAGAGUGGAGUGGAGCUAGGGCCAGUGCCCGCGCACUGGUGAAGGAGGGCGAAGAGGGGCACGACUUGACCACUUCGAUGAAACUGAAGAGCAGAAAUAUUGCUGAACUGUUGGACAUGGAGUUUGGGUGCCAUUUCUUUUCCAACUUUCGGAGUGCUGUUUUCACAGCUUGGAAGAAGAGCUGCAGGGGGAGUCGUCGAGCUCCAUUCUCGAUUGUGAACAUCCACAUAUCCUGCAAUUGA
Durusdinium trenchii is the source of this 4531-nucleotide messenger RNA. NCBI's taxonomy places the organism in Eukaryota, Dinophyceae, Suessiales, Symbiodiniaceae. The record is from the annotation of a GenBank genome assembly.